AUGGUCACGGAAAAUGGUGGUUCUCGAUCCCCGCCUGUUUCGGGCGACCUUGAUCUUGCCAGUCGUCGCAGAGUCGCGCAGCCGCCACGUCUCGACUUUCUCAGGGCCGAUGCGCCAGGCCUGACGCCUCAUCUAGGUCUACCGGCGCAAAGAUCCCCUCGUCUCUUUCCCGCAGGCGCUCCUCCGCGUUCGCCUCGAGGGGGGCCGCCGUAUUUCCAUCCACAUGACCCUUCUCGACCGCCUCCUUCGCCACGCAAUGACUUUGGUGGUGGUGGUGGCGGCGAGCCGUUUCGGGCCACACCGCAAUAUCGCGCGCCUACCUUCCCCCCUCAUUUCGCAGAUCAGGAUCCGCGACGUCCCCCGAAUGAGCAACACGGUGGCUUCGACCGACAGAACCAUCGGAAGGGCCCCCACUAUAACGAUCGCCGUCAAAACGAUACUGGUGGCCAGGGGCUGCCUCCUCCACGUUUUCCAUAUCACGGUGGUGUCGCGGAGGGUGAAGAUGUUCUCCGGUCUAGCUUGAACUCUGCCAUGACGUCGAGAUCGAGCAUCGAACAUACCAGCGGGACCGAGCGCAGUAGUGUUCUGACCAAGAGCAGUUCAAUCACGGAUCUGUCUCCAGACACGCCGGAUGGUCCCAGCGAUCGAGACGGUGGGAUGAGUGUCGAAGACGCCAUUUCUAUGUAUCUGGACGGCUUCAGCGACGUGACGGAAGAACCGGCCUCCCCGGAGUGCGACAAAUUCCUCAAAACCCAGACCAUCGCCCCCGUCCACUCGGCUGAAGUACCGGUCAACAAUGGUGAGGAUGAUGACGACGACGAUGGGUACACCUCCGAUGAACAUUCACCGCAGAUCGAAGCUGUUGAGGAUCUUCCUCCUGUGCCUCCUUUGCCACAAGACCUCCCAGAGCCGGUAUCGAUGUCUCCAAUCAACCAGGAUGAACCCCCGCAAGAGACCACAAUCAUUGUUCCAGGUAUGGUGCCGCCGGGUUUCUUGCCCGGAACGGAUAAUCAUGACCGCUACGGGUUUCGCAAAACCACCCUUUACAUCACAUUGGAUCAGUAUGAAGGAUGGAACCGUCAGUAUAACCAGUUCACAGCGAGCUCCAAGACGAAAUGGAUCAAGUUGCUCCAGGAGCAUGGCCUCAACACGUCCGAUCCCACAGUCUUUCCGCCCAAAUCGAACAAAGUGAAGCGAUUCAUCCGAAAAGGUAUCCCGUAUGAGUACCGCGGCGCUGCGUGGUUCUUCUACGCCGGCGGCUACGAACUUCUGAAUCGGAACAUGGGCCUUUAUGACGAGUUGGUGAAGCGUGCCAUGGAGUCGCCCAGUAAUGAUGACAAGGAGCAUAUCGAGCGGGAUCUGCAUCGGACCUUCCCUGACAACGUUCAUUUCAAACCCGAAAUGGCCAAAGACGCUCCUAACUCGGGUAGCAGUAAUCCAAAGCAUGGAUCUAUCACCGUCGAGACCCAGAUGAUCCGGUCGCUUCGGCGAGUCCUUUAUGCAUUCGCGCUCCAUAGCCCAAAGAUCGGGUAUACCCAGUCGCUCAACUUCAUCACGGGCCUCUUGCUUUUAUUUCUCCCAGAAGAAAAGGCAUUCUGGAUGCUUCAUCUCAUCACAUCCGCCUAUCUUCCCGGCACGCACGAGAUUAGUCUGGAGGGCGCCAAUGUGGACCUCUGGACCCUAAUGGUUUUGCUCAAGGAGACAUUACCGCAUCUUUUCGCGAAAAUUGCAACCACCGGCCCGACAAACGCGCGGGGAAAGCUUCCGCCUUUCACUGUUGACACUCGCUUGCCGGACAUCACUCUGGGCCUCACCAACUGGCUGAUGUCGUUGUUCAUUGGCAGUUUGCCUCUGGAAACAACGCUGCGAGUCUGGGAUGUUUUCUUCUAUGAGGGCUCAAAGACCUUUUUCCGCGUCUCGUUGGCCAUCUUCAAAGCCUGUGAAAAGGACAUCCUUGCCGUCUCGGACCCGAUGGAAGUCUUCCAGGUGGUUCAGACAGUCCCCAAGAAACUGCUCGACGCAAACACGCUGUUGGACGACACCUUUGUCCGGCGAAACCGUGUCGGCCAAGCAAAGAUCGAACAGCUGCGGAGUGCACGGCGGACGGCGGUACGCCAGGAAAAGAUGAGAAGAUCCCUCACCGCGCAAAAAGGGCUUGCAGUCGCGAACGAGGAGUGGCCCUCGCGAACCAGAACACCUGUCCCUGGUGCGGAGCGCAGUGUCGCUGGAGCCAUGAGCGGACAGGCAGCUAGCUAUUACAAUCAGAACCAGGCCUUUGAGGAUCCCCGGCCUGUACCAACUGUCCAGCCUGCGCGCCAGUCUGGUUACAGCGAUUACAACCAGAGUGCGAAUGGUAAUGGCCAGUAUCACCCGGGAGCUCCAGAGCCCAAGGCGCCGCCACCGUAUCAACCGAACUACAACCAGAACCAGAACGCCAAUGACUUCAACCAGGCCUUCAAGGUUGAGAGGCCCAAAUUCAAUGACAUUUGGGCCGGUAUCCUGUUGAUUGCUGUUUUCCUGGGAUACGUCGUCGUCUCGGGCAUCGCGAUCAACAAAUACGCCAGUUACAAAGGCUUCAGUGGCGGUGGCAUCUACGGCGGGUCCAAUGACUUCUCGCUGGAUACCAAUACGCUAGUCCUGUUUGUGUUUGUGCUGUGUGUGGCCCUCGCGUUCUCGUGGGCGUAUUUCCUCGGCGCGCGAUACUUCACCAAACUGUUCAUCUGGGUGACGGGUAUUCUCAACAUCGUCUUUGCCCUUGCGACGGGGAUCUACUACAUCGCUCGAGGACAGUAUGGAGGUGGCAUCGUGUUUCUGCUGUUCGGCGUGUUCGCCAUCAUCUGUUUCAUCAGCUGGAUCCCCCGUAUCCCCUUUAGCGCCUUGAUGCUCCAGACCGCGAUGGAUGUGGCCCGCUACCACGGCCAUGUCUUCCUUGUGUCGGCGCUGGGCGGGAUCGUCGCCGUCGCGUUCUCGGCCUGGUUCUCCGUGACCUUGGUCUCAAUCUAUGUCGCCUACGAACCCAGCAGCUCGGGGACAACAAACCCGGCGUGUAACGGGUCCUGCAGCUCGGCGAAAGUCAUCGGGCUGGUCGUGUAUGUGACCUUUGCGAUGUACUGGCUGAGCGAGUGGUUGAAGAACACUAUUCAUACCACCAUCGCGGGCGUCUACGGAUCAUGGUAUUUUUUCAGCGGCUCCCCCGGGGGUAUGCCCCGUGGUGCCACGCGGGGGGCCUUCCGACGGGCGACGACGUACUCGUUCGGCAGCAUCAGUUUCGGCAGUUUGAUCAUCGCGAUCAUCAACAUGCUGCGGCAGGCGUGUUCCGUCGCGCAGCAGCACGAGGCCGCCGAGGGGAACAUCAUCGGCAGCAUCUUCUUCUGUAUCCUGGGCUGCUUCAUCUCCCUGCUGGAUUGGCUCGUCACUUUCUUUAACCGCUACGCCUUCUGCCAUAUCGCCCUGUACGGUAAAGCCUACAUCCCCGCCGCGAAAGAUACAUGGACGAUGAUGAAGGAUCGCGGGCUCGACGCCCUAGUCAAUGACUGCCUGAUCGGACCCGUGAUCACCAUGGGCUCCGUGUUCGUCUCGUACGUCUGCGCCCUGCUCGCGUAUCUUUAUCUGCAGUUCACGAACCCGAGCUACAAUUCAAACGGCGACUUUACGGCCGUGAUCAUGGCGUUUGCCUUUGUCAUCGGCCUCCAGAUCUGCCAGAUCUUCAUGACCCCCGUCGGAAGCGGGGUCGAUACCAUCUUCGUGGCCAUGGGAUGGGACCCGGAGGUCAUGAUCAGGGACCACUCAGACCUCUAUAACCAGUUGAUUCAUUUGUAUCCGCGCGUGCAGCAGGCUAUCCAUGCUUAA
Messenger RNA from Penicilliopsis zonata CBS 506.65, 3849 nucleotides. RefSeq lists its product as hypothetical. Gene Ontology annotation, cellular component: plasma membrane. NCBI's taxonomy places the organism in Eukaryota, Fungi, Ascomycota, Eurotiomycetes, Eurotiales, Aspergillaceae. The transcript is spliced from 4 exons. Bases 1 to 3849 code for a protein of 1282 amino acids. Gene Ontology annotation, biological process: transmembrane transport. Gene Ontology annotation, molecular function: transmembrane transporter activity. The record is from RefSeq and is a predicted model, not a curated record.